Pollicipes pollicipes is the source of this 1997-nucleotide messenger RNA. It is a transcript of the gene Tasp1, whose product is annotated as Taspase 1. Lineage: Eukaryota; Metazoa; Arthropoda; Thecostraca; Pollicipedomorpha; Pollicipedidae. The record is from RefSeq and is a predicted model, not a curated record. Gene Ontology annotation, cellular component: cytoplasm. Gene Ontology annotation, biological process: protein maturation. The transcript has 9 exons. Gene Ontology annotation, molecular function: threonine-type endopeptidase activity. The coding region runs from base 154 to 1302 and encodes 382 amino acids.
GGGCGGAGUUGUAUAUGGUGAUGUCUUUGGAGUGUUUGUGAAGAGGGAAGUGAGAUGAUAAAACAGCAUGGGUGUAGAUUGCUAGAUGAAUCAAAGCACAUCUCAUCUUGACACAAGUUGUGCAUUGGUUGCUCAAGACCAUUGUAUUUCAUCAUGGUACACAAUGGUGUUAUUAUUGUGCAUGUUGGCGCCGGCUACCACUGUCAGAGCAAGGUGGCCGAGUACCGGAAGGCGUGCUCGGACGCGCUGCUCAAGGCGGCACAGCUGCUGCGUACCGGUAUGGAGGCGGCGACCGUGGCGGCCGAGGCCAUGGCCCUGCUGGAGGCGGCCAGCUGCACCAACGCCGGCCGCGGCGCCAACCUGACGCUGGACGGCACGGUUGAGUGCGACGCCGGGCUGAUGGCCGACCGCGGCCGCGGCGCGCGCUUUGCCGCCGUGGGCGCCGCGCCGCGCCUCGCGCACCCCGUGCGGGUGGCGCUGCGUAUGCUCCAGGUGCAGGAGCAGGGCCUCUCGUUGGGACGAGAGCCCCCCAAUCUGCUGGUGGGUGAGGCGGUCGUGCGCUGGGCCGAGGCGCAGGGCCUGUCGACCACACCCGGUGGCCAGCUGGUCACCGCCGAGGCGCAGCGCCGCUUCGACAAGUACAAACGCUCGCUGGACGAGGCGGAGCGCGGCCAGGGCGGCCCCUGUAAGAAGGCUCGGCGUGAGCCGGAGGAGGCGGACAGCGAGCUGCGCGACACGGUCGGCGCCGUAGUGAUCGACUGCGCCGGGCACAUGGCGGCCGCCUCCUCCAGCGGCGGCAUCAUGCUCAAGCACCCCGGUCGUGUUGGACAGGCGGCGCUGUUCGGCUGCGGAUGCUGGGUGGAUGCGGCCGCUACCACCGGCCGCUACGGCGUCGGCGUCACCACCUCGGGCACGGGCGAGCAGCUGGUGAUGAGCUGUCUAGCGCGCCGCGUCGCCGCCGAGAUCAGCCGCUCCGAGCACGCCAUACAGGGACUGCAGCUCGGCCUCAAGCGGGGCUUCCUCGGCUCGCACUACAUCCCGCCGGGUUGUCAGCGUCUGGCGGGGGCGGCGGCGCUGCGGCACGACCCGGCGCUUGGCGCCGUCGACGUCGCCUGGGGCCACUGCACUGCGAGCUUCGUGCUCGGUUACAUGAGCGCUGACGCCGAGAGUCCGCAGACGCUGUGUUCGCGGCUGCCGCCGGAAGGCACAGCUGGUGUCACGGUACUCUCUCAGGCCGUCUCGCUUCGGUUCGCGCCGUGUGACGAGCACGCCGAGCCGGCGCCGCCGGCGGCCGCCCUCUGACGACGCCCGGCGCCGGCUGCGCACCCGUACAAAGCCUGCGGCCACCUGACAUCCUCUAUGCAGCGGCGGCGGCCGGUCCACGCGCGCGGACGCUGUGGCGCCGCUACAGUGCCAGACUUUGUGGUGGCGGCAUACCGCUGAGGCCGUUCAGAGCGCGGCGGCUGAACCCAGCAGCCGACCCCAGCCGGCUGGUCAGUGCGGCGCAUCAGUCCGCUGUGGGAGCGGGAGCUGGCCUGAUCCCGCAGCGGGGCAAGAGAGUAGGCGACAGAGUCCUCGGUAGGGACGGAUAAUACCUCAGAGUCGCGACGUAGGGCGAGGUGCAGAACCUGGCGCGCAUCCCGAUUGUUUUUGGUCCGUCCGAUCAUAGCCACCGAGACAGUUGGUUUUCUUCCCUGCAGGUCGUGAAGGUCGUGGCAUUUUGUGUCGGAUUGUCGGUUUUAUGUCGCGAUUCGUGCUCUUGUCAACAUGCUCGCGUGUGCAAGUCACGCCGUGUGCCUGGGGUGGCUUACUGACGAGCUACUGUGUUGUGCGCGCACACGAGGCGCCGUGAUUCAUAUCGCUGCAGCUUGCUUUCAUUUCGUUCGUUGGUUCGUGCGGGGACUGGCCGCGUUUCGGGUGCACGAAUGUCCGCCAGAGCUUACGCCACAGACGGCGGACGGGCCGCCACCGAUCCAAUACAGUCACCACUGCCUAAC